UUUGAUACUGUUAGUAUGAAGAGAAGUGGGCCCAACACUGACCCCUGGUGGACUCCACAAGCACUGUCCAACCAGGACCACAUGUCCUCACUUGUUAUCUGGAGAGCUCCUCAGCCGGUUCUGUGCAGCGCUGUGACUUCUGUUGUGACCAGUUUGGAAAGUGUCAGAAAAGACCUGAAGAUGAGUGUUUGUGUGGAGGAAGAGUUGGACCGAGCAGAACCUCCAGGAUCCAUCUGUCCGUCUGUGAAGAGUGACCGGUCCAAAGGUGAUCCUUCAUUCUUCAGUACUGAACCUGGACCAUCAGACACAAAAGAGAAGAAGCAGCCCACCUGCUGUGUUUGGUGUCAGGACGUCCUGAAGGAUCCGGUCUCUACCAGCUGUGGACACUGGUUCUGCAGACGCUGCAUCACCUCAUACUGGGACCAGUCUGCUUCACCAGGAGACUCCUCCUGUCCCCAGUGUGGAGUGAAUGUUGGUCUGCAGGAGGUUUUAGAUGAACAUAAGAUCAGUCUGAGGAGGAGAUGUGAACGUGUGACUGAAGGAAGUGAUGAAACAGGAAGUGAUGGAACAGGAAGUGAUGGAACAGGAAGUGGAACCCUCUUCAACAGGAUCUACACUGAGCUCUACAUCACAGAGGGACAGAGUGAAGAGGUUAAUACCCAACAUGAGGUUUGGCAGCUUGAGACAGCUUCCAAGAAGAAGACCUUCAGUGAAACUCCAAUCAGGUGCUGCGACAUCUUUAAAGCCUCACCUGACCAACAGAGACGCAUCAGAGUGGUUCUGACCAACGGCGUGCCUGGCGUUGGAAAAACCUUCUCGGUGCAGAAGUUCACUCUGGACUGGGCAGAGGGCUCCGAAAACCAAGAUGUCAGUCUGCUGGUUCUGCUGUCGUUCAGGGAGCUGAACCUGAUCAGAGAUGAGCAGUACAGUCUUCUCAGGCUGCUCCAUGUUUUCCAUCCAACAUUACAGAAGGUGACAGCAGAGAAGCUCGCUGUCUGUAAACUUCUCUUCAUCUUUGACGGCCUGGAUGAAAGCAGACUUUCACUGGAUUUCAACAACCAUGAGGUCGUGUCUGAUGUCACACAGGAGUCAUCAGUCAGCGUGCUGCUGACAAACCUCAUCCAGGGGAAGCUGCUUCCCUCGGCUCUCGUCUGGAUCACUUCCCGACCUGCAGCGGCCAAUCAGAUCCCUCCUUCAUGUGUCGACAGGGUAACAGAAGUACGAGGCUUCACUGAUGUCCAGAAGGAGGAGUACUUCAGGAGGAGGUUCAGUGAUGAAGAUCUGUCCAGCAGAAUCAUCUCACACAUCAAGACCUCCAGGAGCCUCCACGUCAUGUGUCGGAUCCCAGUCUUCUGCUGGAUCACUGCUACAGUUCUGGACCACAUGUUGACUACAGACCAGAGAGGAGAGCUGCCCAAGACCCUGACUGACAUGUACUCACACUUCCUGCUGGUUCAGACAAAGAGGAAGAAGCAGAAGUACGAUGAGGGACGUGAGAUGAGUCCACAGGAGCUGACGGAGGCUGACAGGGAAGUUCUUCUGAAGCUGGGGAGGCUGGCGUUUGAACAUCUGGAGACAGGAAACAUCAUGUUCUACCAAGAAGACCUGGAGCGCUGUGGUCUUAAUGUCACAGAGGCCUCGGUGCACUCAGGAGUUUGUACAGAGAUCUUCAGAAGAGAGAGUGAGAUCUUCCAGAAAACAGUCUGCUGCUUUGUUCACCUGAGUGUUCAGGAGUUUCUGGCUGCAGUCUACAUGUUCCACUGUCACACCAACAUCAUCAGAGAGGUGGUGAAGGACUUCCUGUUUGGACGUGGUGAAAGUGGGGACGAAUGGUCGGACUUCUGGUUAGGUUGGAUAUAUAACAGUGACACAUCCCUAGAUGACUUCUUGAGAAGAGCCAUGCAGAAAUCCUUGGACAGUAAAAAUGGUCACCUGGACCUGUUUGUUCGCUUCCUUCAUGGCCUCUCUCUGAAGUCCAACCAGAGACUCUUCGGAGGUCUGCUGGGUCAGACAGACAACAGUCCAGAAAUCAUCCAGAGAGCCAUCAACAACCUGAAGGAGAUGAACAGUUAUGAGAUCUCUCCUGACAGAAGCAUCAACAUCUUCCACUGUCUGAUGGAGAUGAACGACCACUCAGUCCAUCAGGAGAUCCAAAAGUUCCUUAAGUCAGAGAACAGAUCAGAGAAGAGUCUCUCUGAUAUCCACUGCUCAGCUCUGGCCUACAUGCUGCAGAUGUCAGAGCAGGUUCUGGAUGAGUUGGACCUGAAGAAGUACAACACUUCAGACCAGGGACGACAGAGACUGAUUCCAGCUGUGAGGAACUGUAGAAAGGCUGUGUAAGUCCAGAUGUGUUAAACAUGA
Molecule: messenger RNA, 2361 nt
Organism: Acanthopagrus latus (yellowfin seabream)
Lineage: Eukaryota; Metazoa; Chordata; Actinopteri; Spariformes; Sparidae
Product: protein NLRC3-like
Exons: 5
Coding region: 16-2340 (774 amino acids)
Source: RefSeq, a predicted model, not a curated record